GUGUGAAUGGCACGAGGCGAAUUUCUCCUGUUCUUUGCUUCUGUUCCUGCCUCUAUGGCUUUUUCCCCCUCCUGCCUGGAUGGGAGAGGAUAAGAAAUAGACACAGGGGGUGCAUCGGUGUUAUUUUCUGUGUCUGCUCCCCUCUGCAAAGUUUGCAGUGAUCGACUGCAGUCAUCGGAAGGACACACGAAUGUGCACACAGACACACUGUUCUAUUUGCCAUCGAGUCACUUCGGUUGUGUUUUAUCUGACCGGAAGCGAAAGGCAUGGCCGUGUCUUCCCUGAUCUGCUCUGAAACUAUAAGCAGGGUGAGCUCUGUCCUCAACCGAGAGGUGAAGCAAUUUGGAAAGAAGUACAUGUUUGACGGAAAUGAAGAAACUAGUUGGAGCUCAGACCAGGGUGCCAUCCAGUGGCUGACAAUGGAAUUUCCUCAGACCGUCCAGGCGUCUCAAAUUCAAAUUCAAUUCCAGGGGGGAUUUGCAAGCCGAAAAUGCAUCCUCCAAGGAGGACGGAAAGGAGAAGACCUCUCCACUGUUGCUGAAGUCUACCCUGAAGAUAACAAUUCUCUCCAAAGCUUCCCAUUCAAAGCAGAACCACUGGAUCAACUGAAAAUCACUUUUCAAAACAGCUCAGAUUUCUUUGGGCGAAUUAUCAUUUACCAUCUCGACAUCCUCGGGCAGAAACUUUGAUUAGAGAAGGAAGCGAAAGCUGAAGGAUUUGUGAAGCUGGCAGACUGGACUGGACGUUCCCUCUGUCAGAAAUGGUGUAGGGUCUUCUGCUUGGACGGAAGGUCGGACUAGAUGACUUACAAGGUCCCUUCCAACUCUUGUUAAUCUGUUAAAAUACCAGUCUGGGACUUCUAAGAUGGUGUGAGCUAGAUUUGACUGAUUUAAGUUUGGUGCUUUGAGAGCAAAUGAACUUCCUUCCUUCCUGUUUUUCUCCUAUGUCAGGAGGACUUUGAACGGCUGGGGGGAAAAAACAGUUUCACUCUUGAGUGUGGCAACUAGAGGUUUUCUUUUUUAAAAAAAACCCUACAUUUUCCGUGCUGAAAGGGCCUCUGGUUCUAACUUGAAAUCUGGGCUACUACAGGUGACGUACAAUUGACGUACAACAAUUUACUCAGUUAUGACAUCCCUACAAUCACAGGAUCAGAAUUCAGGUGUUUGGCAAACCACAUGUCCCAAUGGUGCUUUUUUUUUCAAGAGGGAAAUGGACUUUCAGAUUCGCUCCACAAGCAGGUAACAAAUUUAUCAACGUGAUAAAAGAUUCACUUAACAAUGGUGGCAAGAAAGGUGGUGAAAUGGGGUAAAGCUCACCAGCAAAUGUCUUGGGUAACAACAUAAAUUUUGGGUUCCAUUGUGGUCGUAAGUCGAGGAUUACCUGUAAUGCAUCCAGUUUUGG
This is a messenger RNA of Thamnophis elegans (Western terrestrial garter snake), 1401 nucleotides long. It is a transcript of the gene NR2C2AP, whose product is annotated as nuclear receptor 2C2 associated protein. NCBI's taxonomy places the organism in Eukaryota, Metazoa, Chordata, Lepidosauria, Squamata, Natricidae. The record is from RefSeq and is a predicted model, not a curated record. The coding region runs from base 267 to 689 and encodes 140 amino acids. The transcript has 6 exons.